This is a messenger RNA of Aspergillus chevalieri, 936 nucleotides long. RefSeq names its product extracellular proline-rich protein. The record is from RefSeq and is a predicted model, not a curated record. NCBI's taxonomy places the organism in Eukaryota, Fungi, Ascomycota, Eurotiomycetes, Eurotiales, Aspergillaceae. The coding region runs from base 1 to 936 and encodes 311 amino acids. The transcript has a single exon.
AUGAAGUUCAGCGGUGCUGCUACCGUGGGUUUCGUGAGCUGUGCUCUCGCUAUGCCCACUCGUGUCAACGAGCGCGGUCUCUUCCCCUUCCCUGGCCUUGGUGACUCCAAGCCCUCCGACCUCCCCAAGCCUUCUGGUACUCCUGACCUGAGUGACCUCCCCAAGUCUUCCGGUUUCCCCGUCUUGGGCGACCUUUCUAAGCCCUCCGAUUUCCCCGAUCUCGGUGAACUUGCCAAGCAGUUCGGCGGCGACAAGGAGAAGCGUGGCUUGUUCCCCUUGCCCACCGGUCUUCCUAGCUUGGGUGACCUUCCUAAGCCCUCUGGCUCUGGUAUCUCCUUGCCCUCCGGUCUCCCUGACCUGAGCGACCUCUUUGGUGGAGGUUCCGACUCCGAGAAGCGCGACCUCCCGUUCCCCAUCCCGUCGGACCUCCCCAAGCCUUCCGGCCUUCCCAGCUUGGGUGACCUUCCCAAGCCUUCCGGUCUCCCCGACCUGAGCGACCUCUUUGGCGGUGGUUCCGACUCCGAAAAGCGCGGCCUCUUCCCAUUCCCCAUCCCGUCGGACCUCCCCAAGCCCACCGGCCUUCCCAGCUUGGGUGACCUUCCCAAGCCCUCUGGCUCCGGCCUCCCCAGCCUGGGCGAUCUCCCCAAGCCCUCCGAGCUGCCCGACCUUGGCGACCUGGCCAAGCUGUUCGGCGGCGACAAGGAGAAGCGCGGCAUCUUCCCCUUCCCCAUUGGCGAGUUCCCCAAGCCCUCAGAUCUCCCCAAGCCUUCCGAGACCUCCAAGCCUUCUGGUGCUCCCAAGCUUGGUGGCUUCCCUGGUUUCGGUGACCUCCCCCAGCCCACCGAUUUGCCUUCGCUCCCUAAGCCUUCUGACGCUCCUACCCCGACCGGUGCCGUCCCGACUCCUACUGCCCCCGUCAUUCCCUUCUUUGGUUAA